Messenger RNA from Malus domestica (apple), 1016 nucleotides. The record is from RefSeq and is a predicted model, not a curated record. NCBI's taxonomy places the organism in Eukaryota, Viridiplantae, Streptophyta, Magnoliopsida, Rosales, Rosaceae.
AUGGACUCUUCUGCUAAAGUGGCGUCAAGGCCCAUUCCCUUUGCUGCUGAGACUGAUCCUGUUAGGAAGGAAGAGACUGCUCGCGUGGGCAGCUGUGAGAAAUCCACUAAGCCUGCUUUUGGGGAAGUUGCUGAGAUCUGUCAAUACCAAACAAGCCCCUUACUCUACUUCCCAAACCCCACUUCCCCUCACAAGCCCCUUUUCCCUCCACGCCCGAAACCUCCAACCCAACCACCAAAUUCCCUCCAUUACCCGAAAAACUUGGUGGGUCUACUCGGGGCGGGUCUGACCCUGACCCUGACCCUUGUCCAAGCCGCCUCAGCUUCUGAGCUGCUGCCCUUGAAUGAACCCUCCAAUGCCCUCUCGUUGCCCACCUGGGCCAUUCACGUGUCCAGCGUCGUCGAAUGCAAUGACGUUGGUGUGGCAGUACGGGGAGAAGUCCGGGUUCGAAUCUUGGAAAGGGCUGUCGUGGGGAUGGUUCCCCUGCUUGGUGGAGCACUAUGUGCAUGCACAUGGCAUUUCUUUUAUAACUCCGAGUCUCUUGAGGUAUUGGUGGCCCUUCAAGCAGCUCUGACAGUUAUAGGCAAUGCCACAAUGUGUAUUGCUGCAUAUCGUAUUUACAGAUCAUCCGAACGCUCCAAGAAUCUUUGAAAUUUGUAUAUAUGGAAACACAAAUCUCAUUCCUACAAGGUAUCUGGAAGCAGAAUUACCGAAGCUUCACUUAAGUGAUGGUAGAAACUUAAGCAUUGAUUUGAUGUCAUUGUCAUUUGGAAGCUUUCAUUCAAAUUGUUGAAAGGAGUCCGACGGUCAGGUGCCCCCAUGUUUCGAACGGUAGCUUUAGUUCUUCAAAUUGGUUUGAUGAUCUAUAUCCUUUUCCUGAUUUGUGAGUUUUUCAACCAAGUGAAUUUACUGAAAACUUCGUUGUACAAUAGCCAUUGCGUUGCUUGCACCUGAAUUAGUGAAUUAAUACACUCUUUGCAUUUUUUAUGCGUAGAAUUUUAUUCCUCGUUCUGUUU